GCAGCAUGACCCGGAAGUGAUUUCUGAAGUGCCGGCCGCGUGGAUUUGUGCCUUGCGUGCUGGAUUGCCACAGUCGCUGCCAUGACCAAAAUAAAGGCAGAUCCAGACGGGCCGGAGGCUCAGGCGGACGCGUGCUGCGCGGAGCGCACUUACCAUGAACUGCUAGUGAAUCUGAACCCCAUCGCGCAGCCUCUGGCGUCUCGCCGCCUCACGCGGAAGCUCUACAAAUGCAUCAAGAAAGCCGUGAAGCAGAAGCAGAUUCGGCGCGGGGUGAAGGAGGUUCAGAAAUUUAUCAACAAAGGCGAGAAAGGGAUUAUGGUUUUGGCAGGAGACACGUUACCCAUUGAGGUAUACUGCCAUCUCCCAGUUAUGUGUGAAGAUCGGAAUUUGCCAUAUGUCUAUAUCCCCUCUAAGACGGACCUGGGUGCAGCCGCUGGCUCUAAGCGCCCCACCUGCGUGAUAAUGGUCAAGCCCCACGAGGAAUACCAGGAGGCCUAUGACGAGUGCCUGGAGGAGGUGCAAGCCCUGCCCCCACCCAUGUGAAGGACUUAGGCACAACCUGGGCACCUGCUCCAAAAACAGUUGGCUUGGUGGCGGGCCAGUUGGCUGCCCUCCUGCUGCCCACAUUCAGGCAUCUCCGUGGUCCCCUGAGGCACGUAUUCUUCAUAAGCAGCUCCAACAGCGACUUCACAAUGGCAGAGCCAGCAUCUUCUCCAUCAGCGCUGUUUCCUGUUGAACUUCAGUGAAGAUAGUUCCAAGAAUGUGAUGUGGGGGAAGUAAAUCCUAAAACUAAAA
Messenger RNA from Dama dama (fallow deer), 795 nucleotides. RefSeq names its product NHP2 ribonucleoprotein (gene NHP2). The record is from RefSeq and is a predicted model, not a curated record. Gene Ontology annotation, molecular function: box H/ACA snoRNA binding. Gene Ontology annotation, biological process: snRNA pseudouridine synthesis; rRNA pseudouridine synthesis. Bases 82 to 543 code for a protein of 153 amino acids. Lineage: Eukaryota; Metazoa; Chordata; Mammalia; Artiodactyla; Cervidae. The transcript is spliced from 4 exons. Gene Ontology annotation, cellular component: box H/ACA snoRNP complex; nucleolus.